Musa acuminata AAA Group (dessert banana) is the source of this 2534-nucleotide messenger RNA. Its product is annotated as ethylene-responsive transcription factor RAP2-13-like. Bases 1173 to 2282 code for a protein of 369 amino acids. The transcript has a single exon. Lineage: Eukaryota; Viridiplantae; Streptophyta; Magnoliopsida; Zingiberales; Musaceae. The record is from RefSeq and is a predicted model, not a curated record. Gene Ontology annotation, biological process: regulation of DNA-templated transcription. Gene Ontology annotation, molecular function: DNA-binding transcription factor activity; sequence-specific DNA binding. Gene Ontology annotation, cellular component: nucleus.
CUCCCCUUUUGACCAAUGGGAUUCCCUGACCUCGCUCUGAACUCCACCAGAGCCAUUCGAUUCUAAUCUACGAAGAUGAAGCGAGUCCGUGACGUAGCAAACUGAUCAGAAGUACAUAGAGAAAAGAACUGGAGUAUAUCUCUGCGUUCUCAUGCGAUUGACACCCAUGUGUGCCGAUGAUCUUUUGUUUCUUGAGAUGUGUGUGUGAUGAUGAUGUUGGUGAAGCAAAAAGCUGUAGAAAUACUCGACAGCCCCUGGUUUUUUUGGUGUGUCGAGUGCCGGUUUAGGAAGAACGGCGCAGUAGCAGGUUUUGGGCGUUGUUUCCUGAGGAAGGUUUCAACUGCCGUUCUCUCUCUCAUCAGGUAGAGCACGGAGGAAGAAGACGGAUGCAUUUGGCUUCAACUGGCGGCAGCUCGGCUCGCCCAUCUCAUCAUCGCACGGCCGGGAGUGCAUGCCGCCGCCAAGCUGUUGAUCGAUGAACGGCACAUUCUCCGAGCCAAGCCGAGUCGAAGCCGACGCCGAACUUAGAGCGGCUUGAUGCGGGCGAGAGAAGCUUCCCGGUUGCCACUUCGCUCGUGAUAAGGGUGGCGAGUUCUCAUUGGCUGUCAGAGGGUAAUUAAGAAAGCCAAUGCUCUGCUAAGAGGCUUAUAUAAACCAGCCAUUAGCCUCUCUUCUCCUCAAGAGUGAGGUCGCCUCCACCCCCAAGCCAAACCCAUUCCCCCCACCCUCCCCCCUUUCCCUCCACCUUCGGUGAGGUUGAGCGACCCUUUCGACGACCACAAGGUUUGCAUUUCUAAUCUCUCCUCCUCUGAAUCCCUCUCUGUAAUCCUCUGUCCUCUCGAAGAGAAAAAAUAUCUCAUUUUGAGGCCCUUUUCUGGUUCUUAGGGAGCGAGAGAUCCAGAGCUUGUGUGCUUUUCUCUCUUUUGAUCUUGAUCAACCCAGAGGGUUCUUUUUUCAUACCCUUUAGGUUCUUUUUUGUACGAUACAUACAGCUUCUUUCUCUUUGUUUUCUCCUCACCUGUUCUUUGGUUUUGUUGAAGAACCAGGUUAGGUUUCAACUUUUCUUUCCUCUUUCUCCCUUCCUAAAGGUCCCAUCUUUCUUCUGCUCUUCGUCCUUUUUGCCUUUCUUUUUCUUCCUUGGUUUUAGGAAGCAUAGAUUUCGCUUAGAUGACAUGGCCGCAGCUGUAGAUAUGCACGACGGCAAGCGAGUCUUCUCCGCAGACCCUUUUAGUGAUCUCAUGAAACCACUUGAACCUUCUAUAGCAGGUGCUUCCACCUCCUCUGCUUCUUCCUCCUCCAACUACACUGUCACCCAUUCCUCCCACUUUUAUUUUCCUCCUCCUCCUCCUCCCUCCUCCGUCUCACCCUCUUUCUUCCCCCCAUCCUCCACUCAUCAGAAUCACUCCUUUGAUGCCUACUCUCGUCAAAAUCCUACCUUUGCUUUCUGGUCCCAUCAAGAUCCCACCUUGUAUGGCUGCUCCCAGUCGCCGUCGAGCGCCGGCAUGGUCCCUGAAGGCUUUCUCGGCUUGGACCGCCAGGGCCUCGUCGGCUCGGUCGGGCUCACCCAUCUCAGCCCCGAGCAAAUCCAGCAGAUCCAAGCUGAAAUCCAACUCCAGCAGCAACUGAGCAUCGUCGGCAGGCAACUGCCGCCGAACCGCCACCACCAACACCAAGCUGCCGGCUUUCUUGCACCGAGGCCCCAGGCCAUGAAGCACGCCGGCUCGACCCCUCCGCCGAAGACCACGAAGCUCUACCGCGGAGUGAGGCAGCGCCACUGGGGAAAGUGGGUGGCCGAGAUCAGGCUGCCCAAGAACCGGACGCGCCUUUGGCUAGGGACCUUCGACACCGCCGAGGAGGCCGCGCUGGCUUACGACCAGGCGGCGUACCGGCUACGCGGGGAGUCGGCGAGGCUCAACUUUCCAGAAAACCGGCACGGCGCUGCCGACGGCGGCUCCCUCCACGCUUCUGUUGACGCCAAACUCCAAGCCAUUUGCCAAAGCUUGGCCAGUUCAUCGAAGCAGGGCAGCGCCAGCGGCGCCCUCUUGCCCACUGACACCACUAACCCCGACUCCAACGCUGCAACCAAGGUGGCGGCAGAGGGUGUCACGUCCAUGGUGGAGAUCUCAUCGGACGGGGAAGACUCUUCGGGGUCAUCGCCGGUGCUCGAGAUGCAGCAAUUGGACUUCACUGAGGUGCCUUGGGAUGAAUCAGAGAACUUUGUGCUGAAGAAGUACCCUUCAUGGGAGAUUGAUUGGGACUCCAUCCUCUCCCCAAGAACUUAGCAUGCUUGUUAUUUGUGCUAUCAGUUCCAGUUUAGUGGGCAGUGUGUGUAAAGUGGCUGUUGCAAAUGGGGUUUUAGACAUUUGCUCAGCUGCUGUCGGUAGUAGAAGAGUCACUGGGUCAGAAGUGUGUCUCGUAGCUACAUGAGCUCCUGGUUCUGCUGGUUAUUUUUAUUCGGCAUGACCAUGGUGGAUGAGCACAGUGUAGUCGGCUGUAGUCGUCACUCUUCUGCAAGAUUUGUAUAGCUUAUAUCA